Exophiala xenobiotica is the source of this 2448-nucleotide messenger RNA. RefSeq lists its product as uncharacterized. The record is from RefSeq and is a predicted model, not a curated record. Gene Ontology annotation, cellular component: endosome; trans-Golgi network. The coding region runs from base 143 to 934 and encodes 263 amino acids. Gene Ontology annotation, biological process: retrograde transport, endosome to Golgi; phospholipid translocation. The transcript is spliced from 4 exons. NCBI's taxonomy places the organism in Eukaryota, Fungi, Ascomycota, Eurotiomycetes, Chaetothyriales, Herpotrichiellaceae.
CUGAACUUGCUGACUGCGCUUGCUGUUUACCUUCCAGUAUCAUGGCUUGUCAGUUCCCAUCGUGAGAAGGAAGAGGGUCUGAUACAGGAUUGCCGCCCUGUUACCUCGAGUUGCUUUUGAGCGUGAAUACAUCCCAAGACUUAUGAUGUUGGGCAUACUCUCAUAUGUCGUCGACUAUUUCGCACCAAUUUUUCUUGUUCUGUCGCCGAUCACAUCCUACGCGGAUCAGAUAGCCUCAAUCCACCGCAGGAAGACGAGUGAUGGCUUCUCCCUCGAUAUCCCCCUAAUCAUGCUAGUCGCCUCGAUCUUGAAAGUAUUUUACUGGUUUGGUGCAUACUAUGACAAAUCCCUUCUAGCCCAAGCAUCUUUGAUGAUUGUGGUGCAAGUCAUCUUAUUGAAGGUCGCCCUCGACAACAGAGCACCCGAUGGGUCCCACCACACACCAUUCCACGGGUACACCGCAGAAAAUGGUCUGAAGGACCUGAUGUCUGGUCGACGCCCCUAUGACUUUUGGCAGUGGAGUGGCUCGAAGCCCUACUUUCAGUUUCUCGCGUAUUUUGCCGGGACACUUCUUGCUGUGCACGUCUUGCUUCCCUUUCUAUCGAGCUCUCCUGCAUACAUAGCUUUUCUCGGUUAUGUCGGACUGGCAGUGGAGGCAAUGCUACCCAUCCCACAGAUCGUGAAGAACCACAAAGCACGAUCUUGCAAAGGAUUCCGGCUAUCCGUGAUUUGCAAUUGGCUGGCAGGCGACGCGAUGAAGAUGAGCUACUUCUUUCUGAGCAGCGAGUACAUUCCCUGGCCUUUCCGGCUGUGCGGAAUUUUUCAAGCCUGCUGCGACUGCUAUCUUGGAUUUCAAUACUAUAUGUAUGGGGAAGGCCCAGCCGGAGCUGACAUUCCCAUGAGCUCCACGAGCAAGUCCGGUCUCUUCGGUUGAUCGACGUCAGCCAAGGUAUCCGCAAGGCUGCUUCACAUUGUAAAGAGAAGUCCUAGUACCAAGAUCGAAGUGCCCAGACGGAGUUUUCGGCACACUGCGUGCAUAGCCUUCGUGGGGAAUGUUUAUUUGAGUGCAAGCAUCAUACCACCAUGCGAUACUAUCGCACGACAAUGCACGACCAAGAACCAAUGGGGCGACGAAUGCGAACUAUGAAAGAACAAUAUGAAGUUCAAGGUCCAGCCUCAUAGCCCUGGUGGCUCCCAAUGGGUUAGCUGCUACGAUAGCUUGCAGCUUCUUGGAAAGAUCCGGGAAGAUCUUUUAGUCGCUCGGGCGUCGUUAUCCUUCGCGAACGAGAGAUGGUCCAAGUUCGGGGCGACGGGCAGAUGUCGACCGUUUGUGGCUUGUCCCUGAGGCUUGGAUCGGAAGAUCGACCGCUUCAAUAUUUUGCCAGCCAAUCCGCCCUCCAUUGUUGCGUGUGCAUCGUUAUUUUGCGCCUGCAAGCCACGCAAUCCACCAGGAACCGGAUCUGCUGGACCGGGUAUCCUGUUUCUGGAACUCGUGUCAGCCCAUGGUCUGGAGAUUUGGCUGGGCAGGCAUCCAUCGGGGGGAUUUUGGCACCCAGCGGACGUAAAGAAGUCGACAAGAAGGGGUUCUCCCCGUCGUCGACAGCAAUGCAAAUUGCACAACGACUUCGACUCAACAAUAAGAUAUCCAGCUCCGCACUACAGUUAUUGGCGAACUAAAACCGCACAAUAUACUCCGUACCGCUAUGAUGAAUUGCAGGUUGCGGCACUUUCAUCGGCGAACCCACAACCGACACGUUCGAAUACUCCUUUGGAGUUUCUACAACCUCAUCAUUCCUCCACACUCUCCGAGAAUCUAGAUGUGUUGCCAACAUGAAUCAUAGUCUUGAAGAACCCCUGUCUGAGACACCUCUGGGCGGGAGAACUUCAAAGGCACCAGACAGAUCUCUGAAUGUCCUUCAAGUCCACAGCAUUGGUGGCCCCUUGGCUCGCAAGCCAACAGAUAGGUACCUUAGGGCUCUCAUCGACGAUCCACCCGGUUCACUCGUGCGCCGAGCGUCGUCUCUCAACGCGGAGACACUAUGCAAAAAAGCAGUGUCCAUGCUGUGAGGGGCAGCGAAUAUAGUUGUACGUGAUAGCAACGGAAGAUUGGAUACUUGGCCGGGAUAUUGAGGGGUUUUCGCAAAGGUGGCACUUUAAAGAGAGUCUCUGCCAUGUCAUGAACUAUCAUCGCGGAGAUUGGGCGCGCGCAAGUGUUGAGCGCAGGGAGAAUUGAGGUUCCCGGACAGCUUGUUGGGUUAUACGGAGUAUGGACAGAAGUAAUGUCAAGAUAUUGGUCAGCCUCUCCUCGUAUCCGGCCAAGAAUGGGUGGUAUCGACUUCAAAAGCACUAUCCGUACACUACAGAGAUAGACGUUUCAUCAUCAGGACUAAGUAUACAUAUGGCGUCCAGCGAAUCUGAUGAUAGACAUGGGCAAUUCAUGCCCUGGUG